AUGGCUACCUCCACCGCUCUCAUCUCCUCAACCCCAUCUAGGGCUUUCUCCUCCAAAUCCACGCCUCUCGUCGCUUCUUACUCCAUUUCCAAGCCCAUCUCCCAAACCCUAACCUUCCCCAAAUCCUUCAAUGGCCUCCGCCUGCCACGCGUCGCCCACUCGGUUUCUCUCUCCCGCGGAGCUCAUUCCAGAAGGUCCUUCCUUGUCAAAGCUUCUGUGGAUGAGCUUCCUCUGGUUGGAAACGUAGCUCCUGAUUUUGAGGCUGAGGCUGUUUUCGACCAGGAAUUCAUCAAGGUCAAGCUCUCUGAAUACAUUGGGAAGAAAUAUGUGAUUCUGUUUUUCUACCCACUAGACUUCACAUUUGUUUGCCCCACAGAAAUCACUGCUUUCAGCGAUCGUCACGCCGAGUUUGAGGAACUCAACACAGAAAUCUUGGGUGUUUCAGUUGACAGUGUGUUUUCGCACCUUGCAUGGGUCCAAACAGAUAGGAAGUCAGGAGGACUUGGUGAUUUGAACUAUCCAUUGAUCUCUGAUGUCACCAAAUCAAUUUCAAAAUCCUAUGGUGUGCUGAUCCCAGAUCAGGGAGUUGCAUUGAGAGGACUUUUCAUUAUUGACAAGGAAGGUGUCAUUCAACACUCCACCAUUAACAAUCUUGCCAUUGGCCGUAGUGUGGAUGAGACUAAGAGAACGCUCCAGGCCUUGCAGUACGUUCAGGACAAUCCUGAUGAAGUUUGCCCUGCUGGUUGGAAGCCUGGGGAGAAAUCCAUGAAGCCAGACCCCAAGCUCAGCAAAGAGUACUUCUCCGCGAUAUAG
Prunus armeniaca (apricot) is the source of this 813-nucleotide messenger RNA. The record is from the annotation of a GenBank genome assembly. NCBI's taxonomy places the organism in Eukaryota, Viridiplantae, Streptophyta, Magnoliopsida, Rosales, Rosaceae.